GACACGGCGAUUCCGGAUGGUGUGGGCAAAGUAACCACUCUAUCUGCCUCAACGUACGUGGCAGCCUGGCACGGACAAAUCCCGAAGAAUUCAUUCGCAGUUGGAUUCCUCAGCUUCAUUCUUUCAAUCUCAGAAUUGCAAAACCCGGAAACCUCAACCGACGGGCGAUGGAAUUGUAGAUACGGUUUAACAAAACCAUGAAAGGUUUGGGUCUUCAUAAACCACUGGUUUCGAGGACCAAGCCUCCCUUUUUAGCUCCAGUGGACACAGUACCCUGCUCUGCUAAUUUCUUUAGACCCACCAUCUCACUCCCAUUAAGAUGCAGAAAGAUAUCGAGGUUGAAGUUGGCCCAUGGCACGGUUCGAGUGCAAGCAUCCAAUGUCGGCAUUGGACCUGGAGAUUAUGAAAGCAAGAAGGAGAGCGACGGCCAAAAUGUCUUUGGAGGCAGUCCAGUCAAUGAUGAUUCUUCUAAAGUUGUGAAGCAACCUCCUCAGAUCCCUUAUCCUAUCUCUAUAGCUCUUGUGCUAUUUGGAUGUGCUCUUGUAUUUUCAUUGAUAGCCUUUUUGAAAGGGGGGCCCUCGUCUAUCCUUGAAGCAAUAGCAAAAUCUGGAUUCACUGCUGCAUUCACGUUGAUAUUUGUUUCUGAGAUAGGAGACAAGACAUUCUUCAUUGCCGCACUCUUGGCUAUGCAAUAUGAAAAGGGAUUGGUCCUACUGGGAUCAAUGGGUGCACUUUCUCUAAUGACAAUCCUAUCAGUUGUAAUCGGCCGAAUCUUCCAAUCAGUGCCUGCUCAGUUCCAGACAACCUUGCCAAUUGGAGAAUAUGCAGCAGUAACUCUUCUUCUGUUUUUUGGGCUGAAAUCAAUAAAAGAUGCAUGGGAUCUUCCAUCAGAAACAGUUAAGAGAGAUGAUAACAGCAGUCCUGAACUGGAUGAACUUGCUGAAGCAGAGGAGCUUGUGAAAGAAAAGAUGUCCAAACGGCUUUCCAAUCCGCUUGAGAUUGUAUGGAAAUCAUUCAGCCUUGUAUUUUUUGCUGAAUGGGGAGAUCGCUCAAUGCUUGCAACAAUUGCACUCGGUGCUGCUCAGUCGCCCUGGGGUGUGGCAAGUGGAGCCAUUGGUGGUCACUUUCUUGCAACAUCUAUUGCCAUACUUGGAGGAGCAUUUCUUGCCAACUACAUUUCUGAAAAACUGGUUGGCUAUUUGGGUGGUGGGCUGUUUCUAAUUUUCGCUGUAGCCACUUUUUUUGGUGUUUUCUGAUAUCUUGUUGCAGUGCUAUGCUUUAAUGGUCCCACUCAUAUAGAAACAUGAGCACCUGUGUGAACAAUGAAUGAGGAAAAAAGGGGAUAGUGGAAAUUCAUAGUUCAGUUUAAUUGGAGAAUUCCUUUAGUAGACAUGAGCGAGAAAAAGGAUUAGGAUGAAGAAUAAGAUGCAGUACCCCUCCUGUCAGAGAGGUCGUGGUGAUGUGAAACUCAUUAUUUCAUUCCAUUCUAAGAUUACUUUGUUGUAAUUCAUGGUUGCUGUAAUAAUAGGACAAUCCCUAACAAAGGUCAUCCAUCUAAAAAUUUGGUGGCUCUCAAACUGCACGUUCAAUUAGUGUAGAAAAUGACCCAUCAGGAGAACAAGCCAAUUUGGUUUUUAUUCUUUGUUUUAAUUGGAUAAUUUAAUGGGUGCUAUGAAUUGAUGUCUGUAUCUUGUGUUCUUUAAAAUGUAUUAGGAAUUGUUGAGGCAA
Messenger RNA from Neltuma alba, 1728 nucleotides. RefSeq names its product protein PAM71-homolog, chloroplastic. Gene Ontology annotation, molecular function: manganese ion transmembrane transporter activity; calcium ion transmembrane transporter activity. Gene Ontology annotation, cellular component: Golgi apparatus; chloroplast. The record is from RefSeq and is a predicted model, not a curated record. NCBI's taxonomy places the organism in Eukaryota, Viridiplantae, Streptophyta, Magnoliopsida, Fabales, Fabaceae. The transcript has 10 exons. Gene Ontology annotation, biological process: manganese ion transmembrane transport; Golgi calcium ion homeostasis; Golgi calcium ion transport. Bases 198 to 1256 code for a protein of 352 amino acids.